This is a messenger RNA of Coregonus sp. 'balchen', 2919 nucleotides long. The record is from the annotation of a GenBank genome assembly. NCBI's taxonomy places the organism in Eukaryota, Metazoa, Chordata, Actinopteri, Salmoniformes, Salmonidae.
AUGAUGGCCACGCGUAAAUGCGCACAUAGCCUAUCCUCUGCGGUAGAAAUACCUUAAAGGAAUAUUUCAAAAAAUGUCAUAUUCAUCAUCUACAGUACUACCCCACCAUCAAUGUAUGUGAAAACGGUGCAUUACCAUGUUUUUUUGUAAAAAAGACAGAGGAAGAUAGAUGAAACGCUUUUGACAUUCCUGUACUGACUUUACUAAGCUUUGCCAACUCAUAGUUGGUUAAAAUCACAUGAGAUCGGCUACACCAGAUGAUGUAAAAGUGGUCAAAACUAUUUCUUGUGAGCUUAAAUGAUGACAUACAGAAAACUUUUAUUUGUAUCUGGUGUUCAUCUUUUUGACUAUAAAACAUAGAAAUCCGCCAUAUUCACAUAUGCUGAAGAUUAUGAAUAUGAAGUUGACAAAUUUGGAAAUGUCAGCAGAACUAUUAUUAUUUAGUGCUAACAACAAACUCAAAUCAAACAAAGCCAAAUAAAUGUAAAUGGAGGAUGUAGGCUAGCCUUACAGGGCAAACCCAAGCCUUCAUCUUGGUUAAUUGGCCAUUCAUAAGCAAGUAGCACUAAAUAGUAGCACUAAAUAGCAGUACAUGUUUUGAGGUUGCAGUAACAAGAAUCCUACACAAGCACAAUGGAGUGAAUCUUUAUUGGACUGUGACACAUGCAUCAUCAGCAACUGUUCACUAAUGAGAUUUGGCACACACACACACAUUAUCUUUUCGCUUGACCGGCAGGCUAACUAACCAUGAUGAGGCCUUUUUAGAUAAACAAAAAACUAUUUGUUCUCUGAUGGUUUGCUCCAUCUGCCUUGCACGUUAAACAAAUAGAACACAGAGACUCAUGCAUGUGUUUCAUCAUGUGAAAAAAUACUAUUUACUGUAUAAUAAUUGUAGAACAUGUUCUGGAACAUUCCCACACCUCUCCAUAUUGUCUCUCUCCUUGUAGUUUUUCCGAACUUGGUGGACGUCAUCCCAGCCAGUCUUCACGUCACUGUGAUCUUCUUCUGCGGCGUGAUCAUCAUCUUCUCCUCUGUGGCUACAGGCUUCUUUAUGUACAACGCCUUUGGUAGUCCCUAUGAGACUCUGCACGGAACCCUGGGACUCUACCUCUGGAACUUCGUCUGCUGUAAGCACAAAAAAAUCAUAGUGUCAUAAAAAAAUAACAAUUUAACCUUUUCUUUAUAGAGUGCUGUCCUUCAAAGGGUAGCCGAAUCGCCUUCUAAGUUGUGAACCAGCAGCCUACUAUAUGAACAUUGGCUAAGCCCAAGACCCCAUACUCUGCAACAUAAGCCCAAAAUCUAACACACCGCUCACAUCACAGGUAGACGUAGGCAAACAGCUCUCUUACACACAUGCAUUCCAUCUUCAGAUAUAAAUAGCUCGCAGUAGGCUACACAGGAGCCACGUUUAUUGGUUCUAACAUGCGUCAUUUGUCCUGAUUUUUAGACAGGUGUAGAUUAAGACUCAUUGUGAUUUGAUUGGGAUCAGAUCUUCCUGACCACCUCUGAAGGUAGUCAGCCACACAUUGUGUCUGGAUAUCUUACAAGUGUAGACGAAUCUAGUGAAACAAUUUAAAUCAUCAUUAUCCUGCCCUCUAAAAUCAUAUUUUGAAAGAAAAGCUGACAAAUAAUUUGCAUACAGCAAGGGACCAGGAAUUCUGGUCACAGUGUGGAGAUGCAUUUCUGAAAAUGUAGGCCCAAUCAGAAUGUGGACAAGAUCAGGACGCAUGUUAGCCCCAGGUAUUAAUGGGGCAAUAGGUUCUCAACCAGGGACACUAGUACCCCUGGGGGUACUUAGCCUAUACACGGGGUACUUGAGAAGACUCAUGAGACCAUACGCUUACUGGUAAAAUGCACAUGAAAGGGGUACUUCAGGGGUACUCUGGACAGAGCAAAAUGUACUUGGUGGUACAGUAACCAAAAAAGGAUGAGAACCACUGCUAUAGAGAACAUGAUUGGGGUCCAACAAAGUUGUCCUUCAACACUUCAACAUGAGUUAUAAGUGCAUAUCAGAGUCGUUCAAACACAACAGCCAAGCCAUGAGUGGUCGGCUGUACGUCAUUGAGAAAAGGGUCCACUUCCCUAUUGCCUUUUUCAGCUUUAAAACCAGUAUCCGGUAGCCUACCAUUUCAUCAGGAGACAGUGGGCUACUUGACCUCCCAUCCAAAUCAUGGCACCAAUUAAGAAACACAGCACCAGUGUUUAAAGGAGAUAUUUCUCAGUUAUCUGGAACCGAGACCCUACCUUAGGGGGGCCCUAUUCAAUCAAAACCGCUUGCCAGGUUUCAGGGGCGAAACUAAACAAAACAUUUUUUACACUAGAAUGCAAGUUUGGAUUCAUCUGAUCAAUUAACCUAUAUUUACGACUAUGUGAAACAUGUCACUAUGAUAAUUAAAAUCUCUCGCAGCAGUGAAUGACCUAUGCUUAAUUGUUUUGGUAACCUUUUUGUGAUUGCAACUACUGUAGCGUUCACAUAUUUCCUUUUAAUGUGGUGAGGGAGGGAAAAGGUAUUCUGCCUUAUAGGAACGUGUUUACAGUAACUGAUCAUUUGGAUGCCUUUGACUUCUUAUUUUAACUCCCAGUGUUGUCAACUGUAAUAGUAUAAUAUUGUGUGCGUGCAUGUCUGUCUGUCUGUGUCUGACCAUCUGAACAGGCUUCUGCAGCUGCCUGGUGAUGAUUGUGUUUGCCUCCGAGGUGAAGCUCCACCGGCUGUCUGACCGCAUCGCCAACUUCAACGAGGGCACGUUUAUGUACAAGACGCACACAGAGCAAUUCGACCACUCCUUCUGGCUCAUCUUCCUCACCUUCCUCAUCCAUGGCCUUAACAUCCUGCUGAUCCGUGUGGCCGGCAUCCAGUUCCCCUUCCAGAAGGCCAAAGAGUCGGACGUGAACACCGGGGCAUCAGAUCUCAUGUACUGA